Molecule: messenger RNA, 1212 nt
Organism: Colletotrichum graminicola M1.001
Lineage: Eukaryota; Fungi; Ascomycota; Sordariomycetes; Glomerellales; Glomerellaceae
Product: methionine aminopeptidase
Exons: 4
Coding region: 1-1212 (403 amino acids)
Biological process (GO): proteolysis
Molecular function (GO): metalloaminopeptidase activity
Source: RefSeq, a predicted model, not a curated record
AUGACCGAGCCCCCUGCGAAGAAGAAGUGUCUCGGCGUCGACUGCCCCAAUGACGCCGGUUCCUUGCAAUGCCCGACAUGCUUGAAGCUAGGUGUGAAGGACAGCUUCUUCUGCUCGCAGGAUUGUUUCAAGAAGAACUGGAGCAACCACAAGGCUAUGCACAAGACAGAAACGAGUAUUUUGCACCAUGUCCUCCCACCAAAGGUCGUUUCUAAACCAGAUCCAGAGACGGGUGUCUUCAACCCAUUCCCGACGUACCCCUUCACCGGCUCUCUGCGCCCCGUCUACCCACUCUCCGAGCGCCGCACCGUUCCCAAGCAUAUCCCCCACCCGGACUGGUGGAAGGAUGGCAUUCCCAAGUACCCCCGAAGUAUUCUCAACCGGAACAAGGUGGACAUUCUCGAUGCCAAGGGCAUUGCCGGCAUGCGCAAGGUCUGCCGCCUGGCUCGUGAGGUCCUCGACAUUGCCGCCGCCGCCGUCAAGCCCGGCAUUACGACCGACUACAUCGACGAGAUCGUGCACAAGGCCUGCAUAGAGCGCAAUGCCUACCCGUCUCCACUGAAUUACAACCACUUCCCCAAGUCGGUGUGCACGUCGGUGAAUGAAGUCAUUUGCCACGGAAUCCCCGAUCAGCGUGUUCUACUGGACGGUGACAUUCUCAACAUCGACGUCACGCUCUACUUCGAGGGUUACCACGGCGACCUGAACGAGACAUACUACGUUGGCGACCGCGCCAAGGCAGACCCCGACUCUGUCAGGGUGGUAGAAGCGGCGCGCGAUUGCCUCGAUGCUGCCAUCGCCGAGGUCAAGCCCGGAACGCUCAUCCGCGAGUUCGGCAACAUCAUCGAGAAGAUAGCCAAGGAAAGGAACUGCAGCGUUAUCCGCACCUACUGCGGCCACGGCAUCAACUCGCUGUUCCACUGCCCUCCCAACGUCCCUCACUACGCCAAGAACAAGACGGUAGGAGAGUGCAAACCCGGCAUGACCUUCACCAUUGAGCCGAUGAUUGCCCUCGGCAAGUACCGCGACGUCACGUGGCCCGACAACUGGACCAGCACAACGAUUGACGGCAAGAAGACUGCGCAAUUUGAGCACACCCUCCUCGUGACGGAGGAUGGAGUCGAGGUUCUUACAGCUAGGACCGCCAACUCUCCGGGCGGCAAGAUUCCGAUGCCCGGGACUAACGGCGAGACGACCGGCGCUACUGCAUAG